Molecule: messenger RNA, 2405 nt
Organism: Nipponia nippon (crested ibis)
Lineage: Eukaryota; Metazoa; Chordata; Aves; Pelecaniformes; Threskiornithidae
Source: RefSeq, a predicted model, not a curated record
AUGAACAAGUUACGAGACAGCGACCUCCAGCAGCUUUUGGAAACAGAUGGUGUGGCUAGGCUGAUUCCCUCAGGACAUUACAUUUCUGUGGAUACAUCUUACGAGGGUGAGAAAGCAGUGCUGUCCAGCCCUGAGCUGUACUCGGAGGAGUGGAGCUGUAUCAGACUGAUUUAUCAGAUAGCAACGACUUCAGAGACUUCCCCUGAUCCUGCCAGGCUGAACCUGUACCUGAGGCAGGAAGGAGAGAGCUUUGAUCGUUUGCUAUGGUCAGCCAAGGAGCCUUCAGAUAGCUGGCUCAUAGCUAGCUUAGAUUUAACGAACAGCACAAAGAAGUACAAGAUUGUACUGGAAGGUGAAAUGGGACAAGAUAAAUCUGCCAGUAUAGCAGUUUUUGAAAUUAAAAUAACUCCUGGAUAUUGUAUUGAAUGUGACUUUGAAGAAAAUCAUCUUUGUGGCUUCGUGAACCGCUGGAACCCCAAUGUCAACUGGUUUGUUGGUGGAGGGAACAUUCGCAAUUCUCAGUCUAUCCUACCCAAAGACCACACACUUAAUAGUGAACUGGGUCACUACAUGUAUGUGGACUCUGUUUAUGUCAAACAUUUUCAGGAAGUGGCCCAGCUAAUCUCACCAAAGACCACGACCCCAAUGUCUGGGUGCUUAUCUUUUUAUUAUCAACUUAAGCAGGAAAGUAGCAUUGUUUUUACUGUUUACUUGAGAGACACGAGUGGCUUUUAUGAAGAGAUCUGGAAAACAGAGAGUGCACUGAGUGCAGACUGGGUGCUAGCAGAAGUUGACUUCAAUGCGCCAUACCCCAUGGAGGUAAUAUUUGAAGUUGCUUUCAAUAGUGCCAAGGGAGGUUAUGUUGCCCUUGAUGACAUUUCUUUCUCUCCGGUUUACUGCAGCAAUCAGACAGGAACUCCUUUCAAUCCUGCCCAAGCAGGCUGCAAUUUUGAGGAAGAUCUGUGUAGAUUUUACCAGGAUCACAAAGAUGGCCCAGGAUGGAGCAGAGUGAAAGUGAAGCGUAACGUGUAUAGAGCAGGAGAUCACACUACUGGGUUUGGUUAUUACUUGUUGGCGAACACAAAGUUUACAUCACAGCCUGGGUACAUUGGACGUCUGUAUGGCCCGACCCUGCCAGGAAACUUGCAGUUUUGCCUGCGUUUUUAUUAUGCCUUAUAUGGGUUUUUCAAAAUGAGUGGUACUCUUGCUGUUUAUAUCUUUGAGGAGAAUCAUGUCGUUCAGGAGAAAAUCUGGUCCGUCUUGGACUCUCCAAAGGGAGUUUGGACUCAAGCUGAAAUCUCCUUCAAAAAGCCUAUGCCUUGCAAGGUUGUCUUUGUCAGCUGGUGUAAAAGCUUCUGGGACUGUGGACUUGUGGCACUGGAUGAUGUAUCAUUAAGCCUGGGAAGCUGCCAGGCUGCUGAUCUAUUGCUGCCCAAUCCUGGAGAGUGUACUUUUGAAAAGGAUGAGUGUGUGUUUACCCAGAAGAAGAGAGGUCGUGGGAGUUGGCACAGGAGGAGGGGUCCAACUCCCACUUCUUACACUGGACCGAAAGGAGACCACACUACUGGGGUAGGAUACUACAUGUAUAUAGAGGCAUCCAACAUGGUCUAUGGACAGAGAGCAUACCUAGUUUCAAGAUCACUAAGAGGAACCUCUGGAAAACAGUGCUUGACAUUUUUCUAUCACAUGUAUGGAGCUGGGACUGGAUUAUUAAGUGUUUAUCUAAAAAAGGAAGGUGAUGAUGAAGAGAUUCCUUUGUGGAGGAGGACAGGGGAACAAAGCAUCUCAUGGCUAAGGGGACUGAUAGAAUAUGAAAGUGAUAGAAACUACCAGAUUAUUUUUGAGGCGAUCCGUGGUGUGUCAAUGAGAAGUGACACUGCUAUUGAUGAUAUUCUGUUCCAGGCAGGACCCUGUUUAGAAAUGGAAGAAAUUCAGUUCUCAUCAGGCUAUCCUGACAGCUUAAACGAAAUUGAGUAUUAAAUACAGUCUGCUGAAAGGAAUGAAGUGCAUAGAAGAUUUGUAUGUGAGAAACUGCACAAACUGUCUAUUUUUAAAUAUGUUUUAAGUAAAUACUGGACUGGUUUGAAUAUGCACCGAUGUAUAGGAAGGACUCAGAGCACUCAUGUUCCUCGCCUUUGCAAUGAAAUUAUUGACUCAGGGCUUCUUAGACUGUUUUGUUUUUUUUUUUCAUAUUUUUUCUCUUUUGCAUGAGAUAUCAGUCAUUAUAUAAAGGCUUCCCAUUUUGCACAGAUCAUUCAUUUUAAAGCUCUUUUUUUUUUUUUUUUUAACCUUUUUGGUCUAUAGGUAAAAAGGGGAAAGUAAAGGUGCACAAUUAAAAUCCAAUAUUGUGUCUUAAAUCUGCAUUCAGUGAAUGUUUUGUGUUGGGUACAGAAUGGAUUUUUGUU